AUGCAAGGCGCUCUGUCGCUCUGUCGCUCUGUCUGGGCUCAUUAUGCCGCCGCGAUUCCAGAAUGUCGCUUUCAGACCCGUGUCUGUCUGGCGUCUGUCCGUCGCACAGCCGAGGCCUUCCCACCUGGAAGGCCUGAAAUGCAAAUGCGGCCACGACCCAGAGCGCUGCGACAGUCGAAAAUCGAUAGGCUCAAUUGCGCCCUUUUCAUUGGUCAGAAUUGGAAUGCAGCACGCCAGCCAUUGAGGCAGCCAGACGGCCUGCUAGGCUGCCCGACUGCUGAAGCGCUUACGAAGCCAUCGAGCCAGCUUCCCGGCAGGCCUCUUCAGGCUUCGCCACGUUCGGCCUUGUCUGACUUGCCUGGCCCGCUUAGCCUCUGGCCUCGCCUCGCCUCAUGGCUGCAGAGACAGUUGUUGGGCUGCGUCUCACAAACUGGCGGUCGACCGAAAUGUCUCGUUCGAGCUGACUUGCAAACCGGUUCGGCCGGAGCACAAUCUCUCAACCCAAAUGUUACAUUCGACAACGUGUCAGUUGUCGCGCCAGCCAUUCUUUGCAUGCAGAAUAAUACCCGCUUUGCCAGACUGUGUCAAUCAAUGGACGGGUUGAUUAAUCCAAUCAUUUGGCUCAGUUUACAGCCGCAACCGACACUGCUCGGGGCCGCCGUCCUCGGAGCUACCCCCCUCCUUACCGCCCACAGACGUACACAGAAUAGCGACAGAAUGGUGGGGACAACGUUGUCGGUGUGUAUUGGUGCUGGUUUAGCAGAUGGCUCUGGUCACGUCAGGCUUGGGAAAGCGAAAUCGAAUCCAACAGACACACCACAGUGA
Molecule: messenger RNA, 825 nt
Organism: Protopolystoma xenopodis
Lineage: Eukaryota; Metazoa; Platyhelminthes; Monogenea; Polystomatidea; Polystomatidae
Source: the annotation of a GenBank genome assembly